AUGAUUAGAAAGAUAUUACCAAUUUCAAAUAAUAUUAUUAGAAAUAGUAGUAGUAGUAUCUCAUUAUAUAAAUCACAUAAAUCAUAUAUAAAUUGCAACAACAGUGCAGUACUUUAUAGAAACAUAUCAUAUCAAUCGAUAAACUCAAUUAGAUCUCAAUUACUGUCAUCAUCGAGAAGUGGUAUUUGUCGUUUUUCAACAGCAACAGCACCAGCUCAACUAUCAUAUGAAAGUGGUUCAAAUCCAUUCGAAAUAACAAUAACCGAUCAUUGUGCUGAAGAAUUGAAUAAAGUAACAAAAGAUGUUAAGAAUGCAAAUUCAAAGUUGAGAGUGAUGGUCGAUACUGGAGGAUGUAGUGGAUUCCAAUAUAUUAUAAAGAUUGAUACAAAGGUUCAAGAGGAUGAUGUAAUAUUUACAAAAAAUGGAGCAGAAGUUAUUAUAGAUAAAAUAUCAUUGGAUAUGAUGCAAGGAUCAAUUAUCGACUAUGAAAAAGAAUUGAUGAGAAGUUCUUUCUGUAUUCACACAAUGUCUUCAAUUGGUAUUGAUUUAGGAACAACUUACUCCUGUGUUGGUGUAUGGCAAAACGAUCGUGUCGAGAUUAUCGCCAACGAUCAAGGUAACCGUACCACUCCAUCAUACGUCGCCUUCAACGACACUGAGCGUUUGAUUGGUGAUGCCGCCAAGAAUCAAGUUGCCAUGAAUCCAUCCAACACCAUUUUCGAUGCCAAGCGUUUGAUCGGUCGUAAGUUCUCUGAUCCAAUCGUCCAAUCCGAUAUGAAGCACUGGCCAUUCAAGGUCGUCCAAAAGGAGGGUGACAAGCCAUACCUCCAGGUCGAAUUCAAGGGUGAAGUCAAGACUUUCUCACCAGAGGAAGUUUCAUCGAUGGUUUUGUUAAAGAUGAAGGAAACCGCCGAAGCCUACCUCGGUAAGACCGUCAACAACGCCGUCAUCACCGUUCCAGCCUACUUCAACGACUCCCAGCGUCAAGCCACCAAGGAUGCCGGUAUCAUUGCCAAGUUGAACGUCCAACGUAUCAUCAACGAGCCAACCGCCGCCGCCAUUGCCUACGGUCUCGAGAAGAAGUCCGAACAAGAACGUCACAUUUUGAUUUUCGAUUUGGGUGGUGGAACUUUCGACGUUUCACUCCUCACCAUCGAAGACGGUGUCUUUGAAGUCAAGGCCACCGCUGGUGACACUCAUUUGGGUGGUGAAGAUUUCGACAAUCGUAUGGUCAACCACUUUGUCGAGGAAUUCAAGCGUAAACACAAGAAGGAUUUGAUGACCAAUCAACGUGCUCUCCGUCGUUUGAGAACUGCCUGCGAGCGUGCAAAGCGUACCCUCUCUUCAUCCGCUCAAGCCUCCAUCGAAAUCGAUUCACUCUUUGAGGGUAUCGACUUCUACACCUCAAUCACCCGUGCUCGUUUCGAAGAGUUGAACGCCGAUUUGUUCCGUGGUUGUAUCGAGCCAGUCGAGAAGGUCAUCCGUGACUCCAAGUUGGCCAAGGGUGCCAUCAACGAAAUCGUUUUGGUCGGUGGUUCCACUCGUAUUCCAAAGGUACAACAAUUGCUCCAAGAUUUCUUCAACGGUAAGGAGUUGAACAAGUCCAUCAAUCCAGACGAAGCCGUUGCCUACGGUGCUGCCGUCCAAGCCGCCAUUCUCUCCAACGAAGGUGGUGCUAAGGUUGCCGAUUUGUUGUUGCUCGACGUUGCCCCAUUGUCUAUGGGUCUCGAGACUGCCGGUGGUGUCAUGACUGUUUUGAUCCCAAGAAACACCACCAUCCCAUGCAAGAAGCAACAAACCUUCUCCACCUACUCUGACAACCAACCAGGUGUCUUGAUCCAAGUCUACGAAGGUGAGCGUUCCAUGACCAAGGACAACAACUUGCUCGGUAAGUUCGAGUUGUCUGGUAUUCCACCAGCUCCACGUGGUGUUCCACAAAUCGAAGUCACCUUCGAUAUCGAUGCCAACGGUAUCUUGAACGUCUCUGCCGAAGACAAGUCCACCGGUAACAAGCAUAAGAUCACCAUCACCAACGACAAGGGUCGUCUCUCACCAGAGCAAAUCGAGCGUAUGGUCAAGGAAGCCGAACAAUUCAAGGCUCAAGAUGAAGCUCAACGUCACAAGGUCGACGCCAAGAACAAGUUGGAGAACUACGCCUACACCAUCAAAUCAACCAUCAAGGACGACAAGGUUGCCUCCAAGUUGUCCGAAGAGGAGAAGUCCUCCAUCGAGACCGCCGCCGAAGAAACCAUCAAGUGGCUCGAAUCCAACCAAACCGCCGAAAGAGAGGAAUUCGAACACAAGAUGACCGAACUCGAAAAAGUUGUCAACCCAAUCAUGACCAAGAUGUACCAACAAUCAGGUGGUAACCCAGCUGAUAUGCCAGGUGGUUUCGACCCAUCUGCCGCUGCCGGUGCUCAACCAUCCGCUCGUCCAGAAGAAGAUUUGGAUUAA
This is a messenger RNA of Heterostelium album PN500, 2454 nucleotides long. RefSeq names its product heat shock protein (gene hspB). The coding region runs from base 1 to 2454 and encodes 817 amino acids. Gene Ontology annotation, biological process: protein refolding; iron-sulfur cluster assembly; cellular response to unfolded protein. Gene Ontology annotation, cellular component: cytoplasm. The record is from RefSeq and is a predicted model, not a curated record. Lineage: Eukaryota; Evosea; Eumycetozoa; Acytosteliales; Acytosteliaceae. Gene Ontology annotation, molecular function: iron-sulfur cluster binding; ATP binding; ATP hydrolysis activity. The transcript is spliced from 4 exons.